Messenger RNA from Betta splendens (Siamese fighting fish), 2331 nucleotides. RefSeq names its product butyrophilin-like protein 3. The transcript is spliced from 5 exons. The record is from RefSeq and is a predicted model, not a curated record. Bases 560 to 1243 code for a protein of 227 amino acids. NCBI's taxonomy places the organism in Eukaryota, Metazoa, Chordata, Actinopteri, Anabantiformes, Osphronemidae.
UCGGAUAAACCCCAACUGAUGAUUGUAGUUCUUGAUUAGCAACAGAUUUUUAAAUUAUUUGUAUAUUCUUAACACACAGCUCCUCUGUCAAAGUUAAGAUUUGUGCUUUGCUUUUCCAAUGUUGGGUUAAAUGCACUUAUUAAAAACGCACAAACAUUAUUUAUAAUGUAGUUGUAACUUCCUCGUGUGGUGCAGUUGAUAGUGGGACUAGGACACGAAUGCUAUUCUGUUUUACUGUAAUUAAUGUGUCUCUUUAAAUAUAAAGGAAAAAAAGCGGUUUGGCAGAAUAAAAUUGCUCAAAUUGGGGGGGGUAGUCCUAUAUUUAGCUUAAUCCUUCUGAAUGGAACAAACCUAUUAUAAACAGCGGUUACGUGUCAGUUUUAACAGCAUAUUUCUCAGCAACGUGCGGAUCACCCGCCUUCCUGCGCGUUUGUGUCCUACGUCACUUCCGCCGGAUAUCGGUCGGUUUGGCGGAAUUUUUUAAAGAGCUCCCAUUUUACCAAGCGGGUGUUUUUAUUGCAGUAUUAUUGAGGUGUCGGUCCGUUAAAGCGUUGAAAUCAUGAGCCUCGUGCUGUUGACGGAACUCUGUGUUUUUUCUCUGACUCUGGCAGCCUUUUCAACUCCCUUAAUUGAGGCAGAAGAAGGCGAUGAUGCCAUUUUGCAGUGUCUCCUGGAUCCUGUUGUUGAUGUGUCGGAAUCCCCGGUGACGUGGAGCAAAGAUGACGCCAAGGACAUGGUCCACGUUUACAUCCGUGGACGUGAUCGGGCUUCUGACCAGAAGGAGUUCACGAACAGGACCUCACUCAACCACGAAGGCUUGAGGAGAGGAAACGUGUCCCUGCGUCUGUCCUCCGUACGACGCGCCGAUAGCGGCACAUACACCUGCUACAUCCAAAGGCUGGACACGUACUGUCAUACCGGCCUCAAAGUUGUGGCGAGAGGCCAACUCAUCAGACCACGAGGGGUUUCUCUCAACGUGACACCGUCGCUGGACGUGCCAAAGGCAGAAACUCCAGACAAUGAAAAUGAAACUGGCUGUGAUGUCAAGUACACGGUUAUCUCCAUUUUCCUGGGUGUUCUUGGAGCUGUGAUUCUGUUGAUCCUUGGGACGUUCAUGACUUGUAAGAAGAUCCAAGAAAAGAUGGAGAGGAAAGUAGCAACAAGAACAACCAAUACUGAAAUGCAGAGUCUAAGUGGAGGACAUCCGACAAACGGUGCAGGAAACCCCCAGGAAGUCGUGUAGCGCUGGAUGGGCUGAAAUCACCCUGCGUUCACCAAAUACUACGUUUAGAAGCAACCGGAGUUGAUGUGAGACACUUUUUAAAUAUUUCUGUUCUUCCAUCCGUUAAAAUUGAGUGAAAAAGUUAAUUAUUUAUGACAAAAUAUGAAUCCGACUUGAAUAAAUCAAACUAAAUGACUAAUAUUGAUCUUAAUAGUGAAGUAAAUGGAAUUUAAUUAUUACUGUACUUAAGGAUUUUUAGGUGUGGUCUCCAACAGUGAAGUAAAACAGGUGUCUUUUACAAAACUGCAUUAAUUCAAAUUGCAGCAUUAUAGUAACCAUUAUUAGCAUGUUGCCCUGUCAUUAUCAGUGUAGCUACAUCUGUUUGUUUUGUUUAAACGAUGAUUGGGAAACGUGUUUACACUGUUUUGCCAGGUUUUCAUAAUGUCAGACUAAAUAUUGAAUACGACCAAUUAAAUGUGAUGUUAGUAGACCCUCAUAAUAAUGAGUGCAAACUGCAACAUUAGUGACAUGAAGUAAAAAAUUAAACCUGCCAAUUCUCUCAUCACUGUCAAAAACAUCUUGGCACCAAGUUGCUCAUCGCAUAGAGUUUGCUAAGAAGGUAAAGGAACCAAUCGAGCCUGAAUAAACACAAUACAAAUCUGGUUUGUGACGACUCUGCUCCGCAGGAAACGAAUGUCAUGAUUACAUCAGUUCAUAAAGAUGUUGCCGUUUCACGGCUGCAGGGUUUGAAUCCAGUGUUUAACAUCUAUAACGCUAGGGUUGUGUAACUAAAAUGUAAAAUAAUUUCCACUGCUGUUUAGUUCUGCUCGUCUGUGGGGCUCAAUGGCCCUGGGAGCGUGUGGAGAGUCUGUGGAUGAGUGGGUCUCCUGUGGAAAAUGGGAUUUUAGUAGUCAAUCUGAGCAGAUCCUCAGUUUAUUAAGCUUCUUUUCUUUAAAAGCACUUUUACAUUUCUGUUCUAAAACAUGUUCUGUUAAUUGCGUAUGUUUGUUGUUGUUUUUUUGCACUUUAAUAUUUCAACAUUAUUACUCUAUUCAUUCGUUGUAUUUUUCCUGCCUGUUGUUAAAUUAUUAAAUCUAUUUAAAUGCAAA